UCAUUCUUCAUUGAUAGGGUGAAGAAAAGGAUUCCGAUUGCUCGGAUGGUGAAAACAGUAGGCUAAUAAGCUCAGCUUCUGUAAACUCUAAAAGUCAAGAAGAUGAUGAGGAAGAGAAAAGACGGAAAACAGAAACAAAAAGAGCCACCAGGCCCUACAAUAAAAAAGGAUAUAAAACAUCGGAUCAUGAUGAAUUCAUUGCACAAAAUUUUAAAUUGGCCUGCUCUUUAUGUGAGACAUCUUUGAAAACUUUUCGAGAAUUAAAAACUCAUUAUCGCCAAGAGCAUCAAACCAAUGGCUAUGCUAAGUGUUGUGGUAAAAAGUUGUACAGUCGAGGCGUUCUCGUUGACCAUAUUCACGUUCAUAAUAAUUCCGAAUACUUCAAGUGUCAACUUUGUGGAAAAGUAGUAUGCGAUCGAAGCAGUCUCGCAUCACAUUUACAGUAUUCUCAUUCCAAAGAUCGUACUAUAUACAGAUGUAAAAUAUGUUCCAAAGGUUUUUACCGACCCAAAGUUCUUGCACGGCAUUACUUUAUACACGCACCCGAAGAAAAGAGAAAUGUGAAGUGCACUCAGUGUGAGAAAACAUUCUGCAAUCAGUACACUAUGAAACAACAUCUAAAUCUGAGCCAUCUCAAUUUAUAUGCCAAAAUUUGUGAUAUUUGUGGCAAAUCACUGAACGGCAACGAAAACUUUCAACGGCAUCAGGAAGAGCAUGCUGGUGUGCAACAACCAUUGGAGAAAUGUAAAAUAUGCAAUGUGGAGGUAAAGUCGAAGUAUAAUCUGGCGAGACAUAUGAAAUUGAUGCACACCGAAAAGUAUCAAACACCGCAGACCUGUCCAGUUUGCUCUAAAGUAUCUCCCACGCUACGGGCGCAUAAAAGACAUAUGAAAUAUGAGCAUAGCGGGGAAAGUCACGUUUGCAAUGUUUGUGACAAAGCAUUUAAAUUGGCUUAUUCUUUAAAGGAACAUAUGACCACACACACCGGAGAAAUAUUGUAUACUUGCACAUUCUGCCCUAAAACUUUCAACUCCAGAUCGAAUAUGUAUACACAUCGUAAGCAAAAACAUCCAAAGGAGUGGACUGAAAAAUGUGCAAAGCAAAUUAUUUCAACAAGAAUGGUGCAGCAGGCUCAAAACUAGUUGAUAUCGACAGGAGAAUAACUUUUUCUUAAUAUGACCAUAAAAACUUAAUUACAAAAUGGGAAAGGGGUAACAAAAAAUUAAUAUAAAAUAAGCGCCAUGUUGCUGAAAAAGGUUCCAGGCGAUGUUAUUUAAUUUAAAAAAUAUUAUAAAAAUAUAUAUACGUACAUAUGUAUUUAAAUAUUAUGAGUUAACAGAAAUAAACUUAAGACCAUGGAGCAAAUAGAAUAGAAUACAAUUUUAUACAAAAAGCAAAAACAAACUACUCUUGGCUGUUUUCCAAAAUAAAUAUUUGAAAUUUGUAAAAAAAAAAAAAAAAAUUUGCAAACAAUGAGCUGUCCAAGAUCUAC
Bactrocera oleae (olive fruit fly) is the source of this 1492-nucleotide messenger RNA. The record is from RefSeq and is a predicted model, not a curated record. Lineage: Eukaryota; Metazoa; Arthropoda; Insecta; Diptera; Tephritidae.